Molecule: messenger RNA, 3399 nt
Organism: Pygocentrus nattereri (red-bellied piranha)
Lineage: Eukaryota; Metazoa; Chordata; Actinopteri; Characiformes; Serrasalmidae
Gene: mrtfba
Product: myocardin related transcription factor Ba
Exons: 16
Coding region: 267-3263 (998 amino acids)
Biological process (GO): smooth muscle cell differentiation
Source: RefSeq, a predicted model, not a curated record
UCUUAUUUCCACAAAAAACUUCAGUAACGUUACUGGAGAAAAACACUAGAUAGCUAUCAGUUUCUCCGCAUAGGAAUGCUUGUUUAUUUCUGACAGUUAUGGAUUAUUAAAUCUGAAGUUAACGCAGGCGUCGGCUCGACAGCUGUAAAGAAAAGGAAAUUUCAGGAUUUUCAGUGUGUAUCAUAGAAAACAGAAAAGGAAUUUGCCACAACCUCUCCAUCUCCUACGGAUCUCCAGGGAGUCCCCCAACUCCUCCCUGAGGAGACAUGGAGGCCCAGGGGGAAGCUGGGAUCGGGGGGCUGUUGGCCCCAAGCCCUCAGAGUGAGGCGGUGACCCACGAGAUGGAGGAACUGUCCCUGCAGCCCAGUCAGAACCUGCCCCCGCUGAAUGAGCGCAAGAAUGUCCUUCAGUUGCGGCUGCAGCAGAGGCGCACUCGCGAGCAGCUUGUUGACCAGGGCAUCAUGCCACCCCUCAAGAGCCCUGCGGCGUUUCAUGAGCAGAUCCGGAGCCUGGAGAGAGCCAGGACUGAGAAUUUCCUAAAGCACAAGAUCCGGAGUCGACCCGAAAGGGCUGAGCUGGUGCGCAUGCACAUCUUACAAGAGACGGCAGCGGAGCCCUCGCUGCAGGCUACCCAGCUGAAACUGAAGAGAGCUCGGCUAGCUGAUGACCUCAAUGAGAAAAUUGCCCAGCGGCCAGGUCCAAUGGAACUGGUGGAGAAAAACAUCCUGCCUGUGGACUCCAGUGUCAAAGAGGCCAUCAUUGAUGGCCAGAUGCAGUAUCCCAAAACCCUGCCGGACGUGUUUGAUGAAGACAGUGGAGAUGCCUUCUCUCCAGAGCAGCCAGGCAGUCAGGAGUCACAGGGGUCUGCAGCCUCACCCGGAGAGCCCAAGGCCAUGGAGACCACCUCACCACUGCCCAAUAAUUUAUUACAGCAUUGCAGUUCUGCUGUCCAGUCUACAGGAAAUUUCCUCAAAUCUUUAUCCACCAAUGAAAAAUUAGUCAGCCCUCUGGCACCACAACCUCAGCCAGUCACUACCACAGCCCCCUCAAAACCUGGGCCUACUCUUCUCAAGCAAAGUCAGCCUAAGCUUCCUGGUGAUAAAAGUCGUAGUAAGAAGAGCAAAGAGGCCAAACCACGAGUGAAAAAGCUGAAGUAUCAUCAGUACAUUCCCCCAGACCAGAAACAGGAGCCCAGUGAAGCGCCCAUGGACUCAUCUUACGCCCGUUUACUGCAGCAGCAGCAACUCUUUCUGCAGCUUCAAAUCCUCAGCCAGCAACAACAGCAGCACUACAACUACCAGACCAUUUUACCUGCUCCACUCAAGCCAAUGAUUGAGGGACAGAACAGCAGUGCCACAGUUGCCAUCAGUAGCGGCAACAGCCUUCCUGCCUCUAUUGUGGUGUCUCUGCCUACAGCUGCGCCACCAGUACGCCUGAAUAACACCUUCACUAACCGCAAAGCUGGCACCCUGCCUGCCAACCUGGAAGAGAUGAAGGUGGCUGAGCUAAAAAUGGAGCUGAAACUGCGUGGCCUCCCAGUGUCUGGAACCAAAACAGAUCUCAUUGAGCGGUUAAAGCCUUACCAGGAGAGUUUUGCUCCUAGCAUCAGCAGCAACAGCACUGGACCUAACAUGCAGCCCUGCAGCACACCGAUGGAAGUGUCCAGCACUACUACAAGCCUGUCCCUUGGCCAACAGCCCCCUGAUGCACUGAGCUCCACUCCCCCAGUGUCCCCUGUCCCUGCAGAAGUGCACAAUAGAGAAGUGGCUCUCAUGGACAGCCAGAUGGAGGCACAAGGCCAAACUGGGAGCGCCAGCAACCAGCCACUGGCCACAGUUCCAGAAGAGCAAGACCGGAGGCUACAUGAGAAGGAGCGUCAGAUCGAGGAGCUGCUGCGAAAGCUGGAGCAGGAACAGCGGCUUGUAGAGGAGUUGAAAAUGCAGCUGCAGGUGGAAAAAAGGAGUGGACAGACUCUGGCUGCUGCAGAAAAUAAUGGUAGCAUUAGUCCAGCUGCUUUAAAAGCCCCUGUAAAGAUGGAGAAAGCAGUCGUCCCCAACUGUAAAGUGACCUCACAUACUAUAAAGAAGCUAGAGGAAAGCCGCCCGACCCAAGUGACAGCCACUGCUCUGCCCCAGUUCAUCAUAAGCCACCAGGGGGUAUCACAGGUCAUUGGGCAGCCACAGACUCUUCUCACCACACAGCAUGGUGGCACCCAGAUCCUGCUGCCUGUCUCCCUGCCCAAUAAUGCCACCACUAUUCAGCUCCCCAAUACUAACGUUAAACUGCAGCCAAUCCUUCAGGCAGCUGUCUCUCCCCAAAGCCAAGGACUGAUCCAGAGCACUCAAAUGCAGCCUGCCAAAGCUGAGAGUUCCUCAGUGAAGCAGCCAGUCAAUCAUAACCAUAACAUAGUGCAGCAGACUCUGCCUGUGUGUAGCAGUGGUUUCCAGCACAGUGCCAUUGAGAACCAGACAGGCCUGGAGAUGGCCCAGUGUUUCCUGAGCAGCUCCCCAGAGAACACAGUUUCUGCCCAGACUUCACCCAUCACCUCUUCCCUUACCAAUGACCCUCUUAAUAAGUUCCCCUCUCAGGCUCAGCCUGCCUUUAUCCUGCAGCCUCCAGCAUUCAGUCAGGCCCCCAAGAGCCGAGAGCUGCCCACUUAUGAGGACGCUGUUAAACAGACCCGCAGACUGCAGGCACCUGCCAUUACACAGGUUCCUACAGCAACCAGUCAGCAGAUGGAUGACCUGUUUGAUAUCCUCAUUGAGAGUGGAGAGAUCACACCCUUUAGCCAGCCAGAGCACUCUGUUCCGAAGAUGAUGCCAGUGACCGCCAACAUUACCACUCUACCUGUCAAUACUGCCCUGAGCCGCCCACCUGCACAGGUGCAGAUGGCACCUCCACCAGCCCUACUGGUGGAGCCUAUGCCCAACCUGGCCUCACUGGCCUCAGACAACCAGCUGGAAGCACUUUUGGAGGGUGCGCUGGUGGGAGAGGAUGAACCAGAGCAGAGGACGCUGGGGAUUCUAGAGGAACUGCAGAGCCAGCUUUUAGAGCAGCCCCAUUCUCCAAUGGACACGUCUGAGCUGAGUUUCUGCGAUCCUCCAGCACGCUCUUCGUCUUCCUCUUUCAGCCUGCAGGAUACAGGCCUGGAUAACAUGGAGUGGCUGGACCUGACUAUGCCUGGACCCAUUGGGCCACUGAACCCAUUAGGCAUUGCUUCAGAUUUUCUGGACACACAUGAUUUGCAGUUGCACUGGGACUGAGAGUGUUGAUGCUCUCACUUUCUACAUGCUCAUUUUCUUUCUUUCUUUCUUUCUUUCUUUCUUUCUUUCUUUCUUUCUUUCGCUCUUUCUUUCGCUCUUUCUUUCUUUCGCUCUUUCGCUCUUUCUUUCGCUCUUU